This is a messenger RNA of Phytomonas sp. Hart1, 1374 nucleotides long. The record is from the annotation of a GenBank genome assembly. Lineage: Eukaryota; Euglenozoa; Kinetoplastea; Trypanosomatida; Trypanosomatidae.
AUGUCUUUGCGACGAAUCCGUGACUUGACGAUUUUAGAUCGUGUCUAUGAGCAUAUUACUUUACCUCCACUAGUGGUAGCUGCAAUAGAUACUCCAUUUUUUCAGCGAUUGCGCAGCCUUCAUCAACUCGGGGCUAGUUCUUUCUUGUAUCCUGGUGCGGUGCAUACCCGCUUUGAGCAUAGUAUCGGCGUCGCGCAUAUGGCACGGACUCUUCUGCAAAACUUCCAGCGUCACCAACCUGACCUUGGGUUAGAUGAAGCUGACAUCCACAUUGGGAUGCUAGCGGGUCUUUUGCAUGAUGUGGGUCACGGUCCCUUUUCUCACCUCUUUGAGGACGUUGUUUUGAAACGCUUUGGUAUCGAAUUUAACCAUGAAGACAUGUCCGAGCGAAUAGCUCGAUGCAUCUUAAGGCCCCUCAUACCACAGCCACAUGUUGAUGCGGUGAUUAAUCUUAUGCGAGGUGUCGCUGCCCCUCAUGUUCCUUAUAGUGAAAUCGUCAGCAACAAGCGCAACGGUGUGGAUGUAGAUCGACUAGAUUACUUCAUACGCGAUUCCAUGUGUUGUUUUGGAAAGCCCACCGUUGAUGUCCGGGUGAACCGCCUCUUUAAUUCUUCCCGUUUAGUGUGCGAGAACAAUCAGUGGCAACUUGCAUUUGAACAGAAGUUGGCCUUGUCUCUACGCGAGAUUUUCUUGUUACGUACAAAGCUGCAUAAAAAUGUUUAUCAACAUCAAGUUACAAAGGCUAUUGGUCACAUGAUUGGGGAUAUUUUUUACUUAGCGGCACCGUACUUUAAAAUCUGCGGGCACACCAUUGUAGAGUGUGCGCAGGAUGAGAACCUUUUUCUCAAGUUGGGUGACUGGAUCCUGGAGGCAAUUGAAGCUAGUGAUGAGCCUCAGCUUCGACCAGCACAACUCCUUCUUCAGCGCCUGCGCACACGAGACAUCUAUCGCACCAUAUUCGCCUCAUCAUUAAAUAUGACGAAUCUCAAUCCGUUUAGGUUAAAGGAAGGUGACGUAGACUGGUGCCAGUGUAUCAUUGAUCAUGCACAUCCUUCCUUCCCGAUAGGUAAAGACGAUUUUAUUACAGAAGUGGUAGUUAUUAACCAAGGCAAAGGCCAAGAGGAUCCACUGGAAAGUGUUCUCUUUUUCAACCCCAAGAAACCAUCACAGCCACUCAUCCGGCUCGAUCAAGAGGACCGGUUGCGAUACAGCAGCCCUCUUUUUACGCCACUGCAAAUGGAAGAGCGCACACUGAUGGUCUUUGAGCGACGGGCCACUAACGGUGCGGUUCGUAAGGCCUGCGAUCGUGUGUUAGAGGAUCCAAAAUUUAUGGAUUUGUUUUCAGAUUGCCUACCCUUUUACAACCCCCAGUAA